CGCGGUGCCGCGCGGCGACUCUCAGCUCUUCCACACAGCAGACGCGACGAGAGAGAUGACAGCAAGGAAGUGGGGCUUCUAUCUGGCUAUUGUGGCGGCUUGGCUUGGCUGCCCAGUUGAUGUGGUGGACGGGUUGGUUGGCACGCCCUUCGUCCGUCGUGGUGGCCGCCGGCCAUAUGCGCGUCGCAACACAUGUAUCGGAAGUGCACGCCCGCCAGCGGAGUCAUGUUUGAAGGCCGAGGCGGUUGCACAAGACAGCAGGAGCACCUCGUCGGAGAAGAGCGGCGAGCGACGAGGGGAGGACAGGUUCGAGCGGUGGGCCGCCCAAGCGGGCAUCAGGGCGCCCAAGCUGAGACACGAGGUCUUCGCCGACGGUCUAGUAGGAGACCUUCGGGGGCUCAAGGCGGUGGAAGCAACGUCCAAGUCUGAGCAGCUUGUGACUGUUCCGGCCAAGGCGGCCAUCUCUCUCACCGCGUCCGAGUCGACGCCCUUCAGGUCCUGGGUCUCGCCCGAGUUCUGGGACAGCCAACAGUGGUACGUGAAGCUGGCGCUGAAGCUGCUCUGGGAACGACAGCUCGGGGCCGCGUCUGCCGUCGAGGGCUACGUCAACGUGCUGCCGGCGCAGGGGAGUUUCGAAACGCUCAUACACUGGACGGACCAGGAACUAGACGCCCUCGAGUACUCGAGGUGCGCGGCCUCCGCCAAGAGGCAACGCGCCGCGUGGGACAAGCUGCACGAGGAUCUGGUGGUGCGAUGUCCGGAGGGGGCCGGGCGUGCGGUGACGAGGGACGAUCUCGUGUGGGCCUUGGAGUGCGUCCUUAGCCGCGCUUUCAACGGCCGCUUCGGCGGCGGCCAGAAGUCUGCGCCGUUAAUGGCUUCGGUUUUUUACGACGGUCGGAGGAUCAGGUCGAGAGAUGCAACAAGAAGCGAAGCGAACCUUGUUGGGCUUGCCUAUGCGACAUGGACAGCAAUAUUCCGUACCGACGAGUAA
Ectocarpus siliculosus is the source of this 991-nucleotide messenger RNA. NCBI's taxonomy places the organism in Eukaryota, Phaeophyceae, Ectocarpales, Ectocarpaceae. The record is from the annotation of a GenBank genome assembly.